AUGAAUGAUGAUAAUACGUUAGCUUUAUUAUAUGAAGGAAUUAAUUUAAUUUUCAAUAAAUGGACCAUACUACGUUUAGCUGUUACAAACAACUGGGGAGGAAUAAACUCAGAAGAAAAGAAAAAAAAAUUAAUUGAUUAUGUUCACAACUUUGUUACAAAUAAUAAUGCAAAGAAUAAAUUGUGUGAUUAUUUAAGAGACGAAAUGAGCUUUCUUUUUAAUGUUGAUAUUGAAGAUGACAGCGAUAUUGAAAUUGCCGAUUUAAUACUCGAUCUUUAUCAGAAUUUAAAAAAAAAGAAUUAUGAUAUUCUAGAAAAAAUUAAAAACAUACAAGUAUAUGAUAUAUCUUGUUCACAAGAAAAAAAUUUAAUUCAGACAUAUGAAAACGAAGACGAAGAAAAUAUGGAUGAUGACUAUUCUUCCUCAAAUGAUAAUGAAUAUUCAAAUGAAGAAUCAUCAGACAAAGAAUAA
Molecule: messenger RNA, 471 nt
Organism: Plasmodium adleri (nom. inval.)
Lineage: Eukaryota; Apicomplexa; Aconoidasida; Haemosporida; Plasmodiidae
Product: pre-rRNA-processing protein TSR2, putative
Exons: 4
Coding region: 1-471 (156 amino acids)
Biological process (GO): maturation of SSU-rRNA from tricistronic rRNA transcript (SSU-rRNA, 5.8S rRNA, LSU-rRNA)
Cellular component (GO): nucleus
Source: RefSeq, a predicted model, not a curated record